AUGUCAUUAUUCUUUCAUUCCCCCGGAACAGGACUCAUAUAAGAUCCUUCUGUAGGUGAUCAUCAGAUUAACCAGGGAAAUCCGAAGAGUAGUCAAAUAAGAAGCCAAGUCAACCAGGAAUCACAAUCAGCUCAAUCAGUGGGAAGAUUUCUCAUUCCGACAUGGAACGUCUCCUGGUGAUUUCCGCUCUCUUCCUCUCCCUCCCGAUUCUCACUCUCUCCGACUUCCUGGUGCCGGGAAUAAGGAACAUUCAGAGAAGAAGCCCCCAGGAUCCGUCGGAUGACCUAGAGAUCUACAGUGUCAAUAUCCAGAGUCAAAUCACUUCUCGCUUUGCCCACAAUGUCAUCACCAGCAGAGCCGUCAAUCGGGCCGACAGGUCCCAGGAGGUCUCCUUUGAUGUGGAUCUGCCCAAAACUGCCUUUAUCACCAACUUCACCAUGGUCAUCGAUGGAGUCACUUACCCCGGGGUGAUUAAGGAGAAGGAAGCGGCAAAGAAACAAUAUGAGAAAGCCGUGUCCCGGGGGCAGUCAGCUGGGCUUGUCAGGGCCUCGGGGAGGAAGACGGAGAAGUUCACGGUGUCAGUGAAUGUGGCGUCACAGAGUAAAGUCACCUUUGAGUUGAUCUACGAGGAGAUGCUGAAGCGCAAUCUGGGCAAAUACGAGAUGUUCAUCAAAGUGCGGCCAAAGAAACUCGUCCAAAGCUUCCAGAUUGAAGUGGAUAUUAAUGAGCCCCAAGGAAUCAGCUUUCUGGAGGCCCAGGGAACCUUCAUGACCAAUGACCUGUUGCCCCUCCUUCACAAGUCUUUCUCUGGAGAAAAGGGUCACGUCUCCUUCAAACCCACCUUUGACCAACAGCGUUCCUGUUCCAACUGCAGCACAACCCAGCUGGAUGGGGAUUUCACUGUCACCUAUGAUGUCAACAGAGAGACCCCCGGAAAUAUCCAGGUUGUCAAUGGAUAUUUUGUGCAUUUCUUUGCCCCCUCCAAACUGAAAAAGGUCCCCAAAAACAUUGUUUUUAUAAUAGACAGAAGUAUUUCCAUGAUUGGCCUCAAAAUGCAGCAGACUAAAGAGGCUCUGCUGAAAAUCCUGGAGGAUGUCAAGGAGCACGACCACUUCAACUUUGUCAUAUUCGACUGGGGGGUGGAAAUCUGGGAAGAGUCACUUGUGAAAGCCACUCCGGAAAAUCUGAGCAGAGCAAAGGAAUACGUCAGGAAUCUGUAUCCUAAAGGCUGGACAAACAUUAAUGACGCUCUAUUGAGUGCCAUAUCCUUACUGGACAAAGUGCACAGUGCCGGGAGUGUGCCCAAGCGAAGUGCCUCCCUGAUUAUCUUCAUGACGGAUGGGCAGCCCAGUACAGGGGAAAGGGACCCGGCGAAGAUCCAAGAAAAUGCCCGGAAGGCUAUCAAUGACAAAUACUCCCUGUACUCUUUGGGUUUUGGCACUGGGGUUGAUUAUCCUUUCCUGGAGAAGUUGUCCUUGGAGAAUUCAGGGGUUGCUCGGCGCAUUUAUGAGGAAUCGGAUGCAGCGCUACAGAUGGAGGGAUUCUAUGAUGAAGUGGCCAACCCCACCCUGAUGGACAUCGAGCUCCAGUACCCCGAAAACUCCAUUUCUGAUGUGACGCAGAACAAGUUCAAACAUUACUUUGAUGGAAGUGAAAUUGUGGUGGCCGGACGUAUCACGGACAAUGACCUGAACUGGCUCACGGCCGAUGUGACUGCUGAAGGGGAGACGGACACUCUGAAAUACUCUGAAAAUAUAAAGGUGCACGAAGAGCCCGACGCAGUGAAACAACAGCAAUAUAUCUUUGGUGACUUCACCGAGAGACUCUGGGCCUAUCUCACUAUUCAGCAACUGCUAGAGAAACGUAUUUCCGCUCCAGCGAGUGAAAAGCAGAACCUGACGGCAAAGGCUCUUGAACUGUCGCUUAAAUACCAGUUUGUCACCCCCCUGACAUCGAUGGUGGUCACUAAACCUGAGGAAGAGAAAGGAGAGGAGGAAACAAUGAUUGCUGAUAAGUUUGUGGAAGGACAAGAAUCCCAGGCCCAGAGCACUUACACAGCUUCUCGCACCUGGAGCAGUUAUUCAGCCCCGCGCUACUCCCAUCGUCCAACCUCAUUUGUGGACUCGGACCCCCAUUUUAUCAUCCAGGUCCCUGAGAAGAAAGACGCCCUUUGCUUUAAUAUCCAAGAGACUCCUGGGGUGGUGCUGAACAUUGUGUCCGACCCAGAAUUAGGAAUUGCUGUGAAUGGAGAACUGAUUGGGAAGAAGGAGAGUGGGAACGUGACGUCCAAUGAAACUUUUUUUGGGAAAAUGGGAAUAGUCAGUACGAAGCUGGAUCUGAGGAUUGAGGUGACGACGGAGGCGGUCACUGUACUGAAUGGGGCAAAGAAAAUGGCACUGAGCUGGCAGCAAGAUGUGACAGUCACUGACGACGGCUUGACUCUACUAGUGAACAAGAAGAAGAACCUGCUGCUCUCCAUGGGGGACGGGGCCACAUUCAUUAUCCUCCUCCAUAAAUUCAGCAAGAAUGACCCCCUGCACAGAGACUUCUUGGGGUUCUACACGAUGGACAACCAUAAAUUCUCUGAGCGAGUGCACGGCCUGCUGGGACAAUUUUACCACGGAGUCGACUAUGACAUUUCCAACAUUCACAAAACUGCCGAUCCACAAAAACCCGAUGCCACAAUGAGGGUGAAGGAUUCGCUGCUGACAGUUACACGGGGGUCACAGAGGGAUUACAGUAAAGACCCGCGGAGCGGCAGCAAAGUGCAGUGCUGGUUUGUCCAUAACAACGGGGAGGGGCUGAUCGACGGGGUCCACGCGGAUUAUAUUGUCCCCGAUUUAUUCAGUGGGGUCUCUACAGAGUGACACUUGCCCCCUGCAGUAACACAGAAUGUUCCCUAUUCAUGGGGUGUAGGUUUAUUGCAAUGUCCCCCCUAUAAUAAAGAAUGAUCCGCCUCAGUAUUAUUCCUAUUGAUUAUGGUGCAUUUGGGCAGAAGCCCCCCGUGUAACUAAAUGUUAUAAAUAAAGCUUUAUACAAAAACUCCA
This is a messenger RNA of Xenopus laevis (African clawed frog), 3047 nucleotides long. It is a transcript of the gene itih3.S, whose product is annotated as inter-alpha-trypsin inhibitor heavy chain H3. Lineage: Eukaryota; Metazoa; Chordata; Amphibia; Anura; Pipidae. Bases 162 to 2867 code for a protein of 901 amino acids. The record is from RefSeq and is a predicted model, not a curated record. The transcript is spliced from 25 exons.